CCUCUGUUAUCGUGUACGAGAUGCGAGCGCCUCGUGCGUUCGCCGACAACGCGCGCUCUGCUAUCGCUCUGCAUUUUACAACCUGAUAUUUACAUCCCUGGUUUUUGGAAACGACACUUGGAAAGCAUCGGAUUAAGCGCGUAGCAGUCACGAUCCAACGCCGGCGGCGGUCGCGAACCAUUGCUCUCGGUCUGUGUGUAUUUCAAAUAUAGUACCGUGUCGAUCACUUUUACUGACUCUCACUUUUAUCGCUGUGUUAUAAUAUGAGUGCCAGCACUGAAAACAUCAACAGCUCCGUCGAUUUCACUAAAUCGAAUAUACAUCUAACCGGUGAUCGACAUGAGACGACAUGGAGAGAAAAAUCGAAACGUAUGUUGAAGGACAUCAAGUACUGUAUUCGAGAAACAACAGUCGAGCCGUGUUUGUUUACAUUUAUGUUAUGCACGGCUCUGUCAUCGUUGGCCGUGCAAAACAUGCACUUGGAAAAGUCAUGUAGAGUAAAUUUUCAGUAUAGCGACGAUAUAUGUGAUCGGAUCAGGGAUCGAAAUACAACCGGUCUUGAAAAAGAAUUAAAUAAUGUUCAAUCCUUAGUAGCGAAGGUUGUGGCGUGGAAGUUCCCUCUACAAACUGCGAUACCGGCUGUGAUGGUGUUGUUUAUUGGAGCAUGGAGUGAUAAGACUAAGAAAAGAAAGAUAUUUAUACUAUUUCCCUUUAUCGGAGAGAUCGUUGCGAAUAUUGGGCUUUUACUUGCUACGUAUUAUUUCAAGGAGUUGUCGCUGACGGCCACUGCGUUGAUCGAGGCUUUACCCGCCGCAUUUACCGGAAGUUACAUCAUUAUAUUCAUGGGAAUGUACAGUUUCAUGGCUGACAGAACGACCAUAGAAGAAAGGACAUUUCGGUUGGGUGUCGUUACGAUUUGUGUGAGCUUAGGGACUCCAACGGGAACUGCAUUAAGUGGUAUAUUACUAAGAAUUUUAGGUUAUUACGGUAUGUUUUCGUUGUUGUUAGUACUCCAUACAUUUUCUUUUUUGUACGGUGUAUUCAGACUCGAAGAUAUAUUACCUCCAGAUGACAAAUGUGCAAUUCCAAGUGACAUGAACGAUAAAAACAAACUUAAGAAAAUAUUCAAGGAAGUAUUUAUGCUUGUAGCUGACACUGUGCUAGUGGCAGUACGGCCUCGGGCGUUCGGUAUGAGAACGCAAAUAAUUUCAGUUAUAGUUCUUUAUAUUCUUAUGGUGGGACCACUAUAUGGUGAUUCUCAAGUCAGUUAUUUAUACGCAAUACGCAAAUUCAACUUCAAUGAAGUCGAGUUCAGUAUUUACGGCGCCGUCAACACUGUCCUUGGCUUGAUAGGUACAUUCUUCUGCAUAGCAUUUUUAAGCAAAAAAUUGGACGUGGAGGACAGUAUAAUAGGAGUUAUGGCUGGUGUGAGCAGGAUAGCAUCGUGUUUUGUGUUCGCGUUCGCUCCGAAUCGACAAUGGUAUUACUCGGCACCAAUAUUUAACAUAUUUAGUCACACUGGUUUGACAGCAGUAAGAGCUAUAGCAACAAAAAGUGUGCCUACUGAAGAAAUUGCCAAAUUAAGCUCAUUAAUGGGUGUCACGGAGGCGAUCGCACCAUCUAUCUACAUGCCUACCUCAAGUUACAUUUAUAUAUCAACGAUAGAGAGUUUUCCUGGAGCGUUUUACUUGUUCGACGCAUCCCUUACCUUGUUUGCUCUGGCCUUGUUCACAGUCAUUUACAUUUUGGUGAAACGAAGGAAUCAAAAGGCAGUGACGGACCCCACGAGAAAGGAGGCGUAUGCGAGGACAAAUGAAGUUUCAAGAUUUUAAAGUUACUGUUAUUAAUUGAUACAAAUGUAUAUAUUUUAAUGUAAAAUGUU
Molecule: messenger RNA, 1882 nt
Organism: Papilio machaon (common yellow swallowtail)
Lineage: Eukaryota; Metazoa; Arthropoda; Insecta; Lepidoptera; Papilionidae
Exons: 5
Coding region: 264-1832 (522 amino acids)
Biological process (GO): transmembrane transport
Cellular component (GO): membrane
Molecular function (GO): transmembrane transporter activity
Source: RefSeq, a predicted model, not a curated record